AGUUGGUUCCUUAGAUGGUACAGCUGCAGCUAGAGAGUACAAAACGACCUACAUAAUGGGGUUACCACUCUGAAUUCAUUGCUAAUGUUGGCAGGGAAGAUGAGAUAACAUAUUUGAGUGAAUAAAACAAAGUGCAGCUGGCUCUCGUGUGCAUCUGCUUGUGCACUGACCACCCUGGGAAGGACACCAAACAGCGGGGGAUGCUGAUUACCUUUCUAUUCAAAAAUAAAUGUCAGCUUCUUCAGAAGAAAAUUCCUCAAAAUCAGUAAGAAAGAAAGAUCGUUGAGUAGGUGCCAAACAGUGAAAUACUGAGAUUUUGCCCCCAGUCGAGAUUUGACAGAUGGAAUGAACGCAGGUUAUGUUGGGUCCAAUCAGGUCCAGCAUAGCCUGCCCAGUGAGGGAGCCUGGGCCCAGGCUGUCAGAUGGGCUGCUGUGUCCCGGGGUUUCAGGUCUUGCUCUCUGGGGCUCUCGUGGCUGUUAGCUGUUGAGCCUGGUGGCCAAGGGUGGGUCAGGCUUGUUGCUGUCACCUGCUACACAGAGUGCAAGAACUGCUUGGGACAGGACCGCCUGACUAGUUCAUUAUCUUUCCUUAGGAACCUGCUGGCCCUCAACCAGGGGCUCGGACAUAGGCCUCCCAGGCCUGACUCAGAGAGAGUUGAGGGUGCCUUUUUUGGGGGCAGCUGCUAGCUCCCCUGUAGUCUGAAGCGACUCCUGUCUUAUGGAGCCUCCAGGUGAGAAAGCGGGAGAAGCCACUGGGCUGCGCAUCACGCCCCAGCUGCUGAAGCUGCGCACAGGCGAGUUUGCCCUGGAGUCCAUCCUGCUGCUGAAGCUGCGAGGUUUGGGACUGGUGGACCUGGGCUGCCUGGGAGAAUGCCUGGGCCUCGAGUGGUUGGACUUGUCAGGCAAUGCACUAACCCAGCUGGGCCCAUUGGCCUCCUUGCGCCAGCUGACCGUGCUCAAUGUCUCCAACAAUCGGCUGACAGGGCUGGAGCCACUUGCAGCCUGCGAGAGCCUGCAGAACCUCAACGCAGCAGGUAACCUGCUGGCCACACCCGGCCAGCUGCAGUGCCUGGCAGGGCUGCGAGGCCUGGAGCACCUGCGGCUCCAGGACCCCUUGGCCCGGCUCAGCAACCCACUGUGCACCAACCCCUCCUACCGGGCUGCAGUGCAAGAAUUACUGCCGGGUCUGAAAGUCAUUGAUGGCGAGCGCAUCUCCGGGCGUGGCAGUGAAUUCUACCAGCUAUGCCGGGACCUGGACAGCUCCUUGUGCCUCAGCUCAAGCCCUGGACCCAGAGCCCCAGAAGCCCAGCCCUGGGUGGAGCCAGGAUACUGGGAUUGCUGGCCCACCCGGAGCAGCUCCAUCCUGGAGGAGGCCUGCCGGCAGUUCCAGGACACACUGCAGGAGUGCCAUGACCUAGACCGCCAGGCCAGCGAGUGCCUGGCUCAAGCUGAGCAGGCACUCAGCCCUGUGGGCACCACUUCUUCCUUUGUUUUCUAAAUGCUCCCUGGGGCUCAGGACAGUAUGGCAAGGGAACCCCACUGCACCUCCCUUCCAGCCUCUGCACUCACCCCUCUUGCCGGGUUGUCGUGUGCCCUGUUCUGUCCUCUGCCACUCCCUCCACAUCCUGCAAGGAUGAACCUCCAGAGGCCCCUCGCUAAUAGAAGGGCUUGCUGAAGGCAGCUGGCCUGAGUGCCGGAUGGGAGCCAGGCGACUGGGCCAACCCCGUGUCUGCAGCCGCUCCAGACUGAGACUUAAAGAGGAAAUUGCUUCUCCCUCAGACUACAGGUGACCAAAACAGAGAUGCACAACACCACCACCACCCCCAUUCAUAGGAGGGGGUAGCCCGGAGCUCACCCUCCAUUCAAGCCUGCCUGUCUGAGGACUAGACUGUGGCCUCGUCCCGUGUUUCCCCACAAGCUUCUCUGCCUGUUUUCACCCACUCGUGUUUCGGUGUGCUCACUGUCUGGGCCA
Molecule: messenger RNA, 1972 nt
Organism: Ochotona curzoniae (black-lipped pika)
Lineage: Eukaryota; Metazoa; Chordata; Mammalia; Lagomorpha; Ochotonidae
Gene: LRRC61
Product: leucine rich repeat containing 61
Exons: 1
Coding region: 719-1498 (259 amino acids)
Biological process (GO): outer dynein arm assembly
Cellular component (GO): cytoplasm
Molecular function (GO): protein binding
Source: RefSeq, a predicted model, not a curated record